Messenger RNA from Sclerotinia sclerotiorum 1980 UF-70, 6393 nucleotides. RefSeq lists its product as hypothetical. Lineage: Eukaryota; Fungi; Ascomycota; Leotiomycetes; Helotiales; Sclerotiniaceae. The coding region runs from base 1 to 6393 and encodes 2130 amino acids. The transcript has 8 exons. The record is from RefSeq and is a predicted model, not a curated record. Gene Ontology annotation, molecular function: FMN binding; glutamate synthase (NADH) activity; iron ion binding.
AUGGGCAUGGGAAGGGCGGAAGAUUUUAACGACAGACAAAUCGAGAUUGAUGCCAAAAACGAGCCUUACAAUCAAUAUCAAUAUGAGGCCGAGGGAAAUGAUUCAUGGGCAGGAGCACUUCCGGUAAAGCAGGGUUUAUAUGAUCCUAGCUUGGAGAAGGAUGCCUGUGGUGUGGGUUUUGCUUGUAACAUCAAAGGCAAACCCAGCCACAAAAUCGUCAGCGAUGGUGCUGUGGGUUCCGAUGCGAGAGAUGGAGAUGGAGCUGGUGUGAUGACAUCUAUUCCUCAUAAAUUCUUUAUCAAAAACUUCGAGCGCGAGACGGAUAUCAAGCUUCCACCGUUGGGUCAAUAUGCUGUGGGAAAUCUCUUCUUCAAGCCAGAUGAGGAAACUUUACAAGAAUCAAAGAAACAAUUGGAAGAGAUCUCAGAGUCACUGGGAUUAAGAGUACUGGGGUGGCGAGAGCCUCCUAAAGAUUCUACUCUUCUUGGUCCUGCUGCUGCAUCUCGUGAGCCGAUCAUAUUGCAGCCCUUCGUAGUGCUAGCAUCUGCAUAUGGCCCAGGAAAUUCGCCAGAAACUACCGAUCCUGAGCUAUUUGAUGAGAAACAUUUCGAGAGACAACUUUUUGUACUCCGAAAGCGUGCAACCCAUACCAUUGGUUUACACAAUUGGUUCUACUUGUGCUCCCUAUCUAACAAAAACAUUGUUUAUAAAGGACAACUCGCCCCUGUACAGGUUUAUCAGUAUUUCUAUGAUCUGGUGAACGCCGAUUACGAAGCCCAUUUUGCUCUUGUACAUUCACGUUUUUCUACAAAUACUUUCCCUUCAUGGGAUCGUGCUCAACCAUUACGAUGGGCAGCUCACAAUGGUGAAAUCAACACCCUUCGAGGAAAUAAGAACUGGAUGCGUGCUCGAGAAGGUGUGAUGCAAUCAGAUGUUUUCGGCGACGACCUUGAAUCAUUGUACCCGAUUGUCGAAGGUGGUGGCUCCGACUCUGCUGCAUUUGAUAAUGUUCUCGAGUUACUCACUAUCAACGGUGUCCUUUCUCUACCUGAAGCUGUUAUGCUGAUGGUGCCUGAAGCGUGGCAGGACAAUGCCGCCAUGGAUCCAGCCAAGGCUGCUUUCUAUGAGUGGGCCGCUUGUCAAAUGGAACCUUGGGAUGGACCUGCAUUGUUCACCUUCGCCGAUGGUAGAUACUGUGGUGCAAAUCUUGAUAGGAACGGUCUUCGACCAUGUAGAUACUAUGUCAUGGAUGAUGACAGAAUCAUUUGCGCUUCUGAGGUCGGUACUAUCCAAGUGGAUCCAGAACGUGUUAUCCUCAAGGGCCGUCUGCAACCAGGAAAGAUGCUUCUCGUCGACACCGUCGCGGGGCGCAUCAUCGAUGAUGCAGAGUUGAAGAACACUGUCGCUAAGCGACACGAUUUCCGAUCUUGGCUUCACAAGGAACUCGUCAGCCUACCCAAGGUUCAUGAAAAACUGAUUGCCCAAGGUGUCGUUGACUUGGACCCCAAGCCAUCUGAUAGUACUAUUCAGGAGGAUGCUCUUCUGAAGGCUUUUGGCUAUACGUUUGAGCAGGUUUCGUUGCUUCUUGCACCGAUGGCGUCUGACGAAAAGGAAGCACUUGGUUCCAUGGGUAACGACGCACCUCUUGCAUGUCUUGCCAAUGCUCCUCGUCUGUUGUACGAGUACUUUCGCCAGCUGUUUGCCCAGGUCACCAACCCUCCGAUUGACCCCAUUAGAGAAGCUAUUGUCAUGUCCCUCGACUGUUAUGUCGGUCCUCAAGGAAACUUGUUAGGAAUGGAGUCAUCACAGUGCGGUAGAUUGUUACUGCCAACACCUAUCCUCUCUAUUCCCGAGUUUAACGCUCUCAAAAACAUCAACAAGUUCUAUCCAAAAUGGACAUCCAGGGUCAUUGAUCUGACAUUUCCAAGAUCCGAAGGGGUUGAUGGAUACAUUAGACAUUUGGAUUACAUCUGCGAGCAAGCCACCGCUGCUAUCGAAAACAACGAUUCAAUAAUCAUUCUUUCCGAUCGUGCAACAUGUGCCGACCGAGUCUCAGUGUCAACUCUCCUUGCUUCCGGAAUGGUCCAUCACCAUCUUGUGAACAACAAGUGGCGAUCACACGCUGCUUUGGUAGUCGAAACUGCUGAAGCCCGUGAGGUUCACCACAUGUGCGUGCUUGUUGGAUAUGGUGUAGAUGCCGUCAAUCCAUACCUUGCAAUGGAAUGCAUCAUCAAGCUUAACCGUGAAGGUCUAAUCAGAAAGAAGCUUAGUGACGACCAGCUCAUUCGCAACUACAAGUACUCUGCCGAUGGUGGUAUUCUCAAGGUCAUGAGUAAAAUGGGUAUCUCUACACUUGCCAGUUACAAAGGUGCUCAAAUUUUCGAAGCCCUAGGCGUUGACGAUACGGUUGUGGACCGAUGUUUCAAGGGUACUGCAACGAGAAUCAAGGGUAUAACUUUUGAACAAAUUGCCGAAGAUGCUUUCAGAUUCCAUGAGAACGGUUUCCCAUCACGAUACACUGUUAGAAUUCCAGGCCUCGUUGAAUCUGGCGAGUAUCAUUGGCGUGAUGGUGGCGAACCUCACAUUAACGAUCCUACAUCUAUUGCCAACAUUCAAGAUGCCGUUAGAACGAAGAACGAUAAGUCGUACGAGGCUUACUCUCUUUCCGAAUACGAGCAGAUCAAAUCAUGCACAUUAAGAGGUCUUCUUGAUUUCAAUUUUGAGGAGAGCAAUCCAGUUCCAAUUGACCAAGUCGAGCCAUGGACAGAGAUUGUCAGAAGAUUCUGUACUGGUGCCAUGUCAUAUGGUUCUAUCUCCAUGGAGGCACAUUCCACUCUCGCUGUUGCAAUGAAUCGCCUCGGUGGUAAAUCUAACACGGGUGAAGGUGGUGAGGAUCCAGAACGUUCCGAGGUUAUGUCAAAUGGUGAUACUAUGAGAUCAGCUAUCAAGCAAGUCGCAUCUGGAAGAUUUGGUGUUACCUCCAACUACCUCGCUGAUUCAGAUGAGCUUCAAAUCAAGAUGGCUCAAGGUGCUAAACCUGGAGAAGGUGGUGAGCUUCCUGGCCACAAAGUAUCUCAGUCCAUUGCCAGAACCCGUCAUUCUACUCCUGGUGUUGGUCUCAUUUCCCCACCUCCUCAUCAUGACAUUUACUCCAUUGAGGAUUUGAAACAAUUGAUCUACGAUCUCAAGUGUGCCAAUCCUCGUUCUAGAGUAUCUGUUAAGCUAGUAUCCGAAACCGGUGUGGGUAUCGUUGCUUCUGGUGUUGCCAAAGCAAAGGCCGAUCACAUCUUGAUUUCUGGACAUGACGGUGGAACUGGCGCUUCUCGAUGGACUGGUAUCAAAUAUGCCGGUUUGCCAUGGGAGCUUGGUCUUGCCGAGACUCAUCAGACUUUAGUUUUGAAUGAUCUCCGUGGUCGUGUCGUCGUUCAAACUGAUGGUCAACUUCGAACUGGUCGUGAUGUUGCCAUUGCAUGUUUACUUGGUGCCGAAGAAUGGGGUUUUGCUACUACCCCUUUGAUUGCCAUGGGUUGUAUCAUGAUGAGGAAAUGUCACUUGAACACCUGCCCGGUUGGUUUAGCCACUCAGGAUCCUGAGCUACGAAAGAAGUUCAAGGGUACUCCAGAGCACGUUAUCAACUUUUUCUACUACAUUGCCAAUGAGCUCAGAGCCAUCAUGGCAAAGCUUGGUUUUAGAACGAUCAACGAAAUGGUUGGACACGCCGAAUGUCUAAGAGUACGGGAUGAUCUUCGAACAAAGAAGACAAGCAAUAUAGAUCUCUCUCUUAUUUUGACUCCUGCUCAUAAACUCAGACCUGGAGUUGCUACUUUCAACGUUCGCAAACAAGAUCACCGACUUUACGUCCGCCUUGACAACAAGUUGAUUUCCGAGGCAGAAUUAACUCUUGAUAAGGGUCUACCAUCACGAAUUGAGUGUGACAUUGUCAAUACUGAUCGUGCUAUGGGCACUUCUUUGUCAUAUCAGAUUUCGAAGAGAUAUGGUGAGGAUGGAUUGCCUAUGGACACCGUACACGUCAAUAUCAAGGGAUCAGCUGGUCAAUCCUUCGGUGCUUUCCUUGCUCCCGGUGUUACCUUGGAGCUUGAAGGUGACGCAAACGACUACGUAGGAAAGGGUCUUUCAGGUGGUCGUUUGAUUGUCUACCCGCCCCGUUCCGCCGUUUUCAAGGCUGAAGAGAACGUUAUUGUUGGUAACGUCUGCCUUUAUGGUGCGACUAGCGGAACUGUCUUCUUCCGUGGUGUUGCUGCCGAGAGAUUUGCCGUCCGAAACUCUGGAGCCACUGCAGUAGUUGAGGGUGUUGGUGACCAUGGUUGCGAGUACAUGACUGGUGGUCGUGUUCUCAUCUUGGGCUCAACUGGACGUAACUUCGCUGCCGGUAUGUCUGGUGGUAUCGCGUACAUUCUCGAUAUCCAGCAAGAUUUCAUGUCCAAGCUGAACACAGAGAUGGUUGAGGCUUCGGGUAUUGAUGACCCAGCUGAGAUUGCAUUCGUUCGAAGCUUGAUCGAAGAUCACCACCACUACACUGGCUCUGAGCUUGCUGCACGCAUUCUUCUCGACUUCAACAGAGCACUGCGCCGGUUCGUCAAGGUUCUACCUGUUGAUUACAAGCGUGUCCUUCAAGAAGAAGCUGCCAAGGCUGCUGAAGCCAAGAAGGCAAGAUUUGCUUUGCCAUUCCUUCCAGGAAAUCCAUCCCGUGAACUUCAUGAGAAGAACCAUAAGGAGAACAAGAAGCCAUCUGAUCUCCAGGAUAUCGAGGAGACUAUUGGAGAUGCUGCCGUUGAAAAAAAGCGAUCUUUGGUUUUGGACAAAACUAAGGGUUUUAUGAAGUAUCAACGUCGAUCCGAGAAAUAUCGCUCAGCCAAGACUAGAACUCGCGAUUGGGCUGAACUUUCCAAGCGCCUCGAUGAAGAUGAGCUCAAAUAUCAAGCUGCUCGUUGCAUGGACUGUGGUGUUCCAUUCUGUCAAUCUGACUCGGGUUGCCCAAUUUCCAACAUUAUUCCUAAAUGGAACGAAUUACUUUUUGCGGGCCAAUGGAGGGAUGCUCUUAACCGUCUUUUGCUUACCAACAAUUUCCCUGAAUUUACUGGUCGUGUCUGCCCCGCCCCCUGCGAAGGUGCAUGUGUCCUUGGUAUCAACGAAGAUCCUGUUGGAAUCAAGUCCAUUGAAUGUGCUAUCAUUGACCGUGGUUUCGACAUGGGUUGGAUGGUUCCACAGGAACCAAAAGUCCGCACUGGCAAGACUGUUGCCAUUAUCGGCUCUGGACCAGCUGGUCUUGCUUGCGCCGAUCAGCUCAAUAAAGCUGGCCACAAAGUCACUGUCUACGAGCGAGCUGACCGAGCUGGAGGUUUGCUAAUGUACGGUAUUCCAAACAUGAAGCUUGACAAGAAGAUCGUCAAGCGUCGUACCGAUUUUAUGGCUGCUGAGGGAAUCACAUUCAAGACUAACGUCGCAGUUGGUCAAGAUGUCCAGCUUAUGGAUCUCAAGGCUGAAAAUGACGCAGUGGUGAUCGCUACUGGAGCCACUGUUGCUCGUGAUCUACCAAUUAAGAACCGAAGCCUCGAAGGUAUUCACUUCGCCAUGCAAUUCUUGCACCGCAACACCAAGUCCCUGCUUGACUCGGAGCUUGCUGAUAACGAAUACAUCUCCGCCAAGGAUAAGCAUGUCGUUGUUAUUGGUGGUGGUGACACUGGAAAUGACUGCAUUGGUACUUCCGUUCGUCACGGUGCCAAAUCGGUCACAAACUUUGAGCUUUUACCUCAGCCACCAAAUGAGCGCGCCCGUGACAACCCAUGGCCUCAAUGGCCACGAGUCUACCGUGUAGACUAUGGACAUACUGAGGUUAAGCAACACAUGGGCAAAGAUCCUCGUGAAUACUGUGUCAUGUCUGAAGAGUUUGUUGAUGAUGGAACUGGAAAGGUCAAGGGUAUCAACACUAUCCGUGUCGAAUGGACCAGAUCUUCCACUGGUGGUUGGGACAUGAAGAAAAUCGAAGGAUCCCAGCAAUUCUUCCCAGCUGAUCUUGUGCUCUUGUCUAUGGGCUUCCUUGGUCCCGAGGAUCGUGUUCUUGGUGAUGAAAUUGAGAAGGAUGGACGCAAGAAUGUCAAGACAGCUCCUGGAAAAUACUCCACCAAUGUCGAGGGUAUAUUUGCCGCCGGAGAUUGUCGCCGUGGACAAUCUCUCAUCGUUUGGGGUAUCAACGAAGGUAGACAAUGUGCUAGAGAGUGCGAUCGCUACUUGGAAGGAUCCUCUUCUUUGCCUGUCACUGGUGGUAUCGUUAAGAGCACCGCAUCCGAAAUCUUUGGUCGAGAUCCUAAACGUGAGAUCUUAGGACGUGCUGAUCGUGCUCCUAUCCAACUCAUCGCAGCUGCUGCGACAUAA